This is a messenger RNA of Rangifer tarandus platyrhynchus (Svalbard reindeer), 1101 nucleotides long. The record is from the annotation of a GenBank genome assembly. Lineage: Eukaryota; Metazoa; Chordata; Mammalia; Artiodactyla; Cervidae.
AUGAAUCGCCACAUGCCAGCAACAACACGGACAGCAGACAUCAACCCACCCUCCUCCCCCAACCUCCAAACACCAUUACCAACUCCCCCGCCCGCAGGAGCCGCAGACUCCUCGGCCCGCGAGCCGCCCCCUGUCGCCGCCCCCAGCGGGCACGCGCCCGGGGUGUGGCCGCCCCUCCACGCCGUACCCCCCCCCACCCCCCGCCCCUCCGGGACUGCAGCGGCCGGGGCAGUCCGGGGCGACUUACUUCCCCGGGCCCGCACUGGCCGCCAGGGGGCGCUGCCGAGCCCGCACCCCAUUGUUUGUAAACAAACCCGCCAGACCGCGGAGGCACCUGCGCUCUUGGACCCUCAGUGCCUCCCGCCCAGGGACCCCAGCCUCGUGGAGGGUGGGGAGGGCAGGGAGAGAGGGGAGCCCGAUGUGGCGACGCAGCGCGCCCUCCCCCCGCACUGUCUCUCCGAGUGCACUCCCGCCACCUCCUCCAGGGAGCCCACCCGGCCUGGCCAAUCGCGGCUGGCGGGGAUUCGGGGUGCGCACACUCACCCCGGGGGCAUGAACACGCCGGAGGGGAUGGCGAUUGGGGGCGGGCGGCUUCCUUCAGGAGGGCGCGCCCGCCGAGCGCCGCUCGUUGCGGCUGCUGCCGCUCUAACUGCAGUGGCUGUUGCUGUUGCUGCCGCAGCUGCUCCUCGAACCGCAGGCGCCUCCGCGUCCUGGUCACUGCUACUGCUGCCGCUGCUGCUGCCGCUGCUGUCGUUGUUGCUGCCGCCGCCGCCAGGCGCCCGCUCGCAUGUGGCUCUCGCCGCGUCUCAGGCCGCCCGGCGGAUCCCGGGCCCGCUCGGCGGCCGCCCCGCCCCGCCCCGCCCCCGCCUGGCGGGUCCCACGCCCCGCCCCCGAGUGACGCCACGGCCCGGCCCGCCCGCCCGCCCGCCGCGGACAAGUCGGGACUUGCAGGCGCGCGCCGCGCCCCCUACCUCGGCGCGGGGGGUUUCCCUGCAGCCGGGGGCGGGGCAAGGCUCGGGCCUGGGGGCGGAGGCGCGCCGAUCGGCCUUCCGGACGGGCGGGACAGCUGGACACGCACACACUGACACACUGACACAGUGA